UUGUGACCCGUUUUACCAGCCACCUUCAAUAGUUUUGUGCCCUUUACAUGUGGAACACUUACUACUCAGCCUUGUGUCCUCUCAAAGCCACGUCGAAUUUGCUAGCAAAGGUUUACGUACGAGGAAUCAACAUUCUUUAGAGAAUUAGGAAGAGAGUUUAGAUCGUAAGAGAGACAAGGAGAUGGCAAGAUUGUCAUUUUUUGUGUCUGUGUUUGCGUUUGUUUUGGUUAUUGCCACACAAGCCAGACCAAACAAAAGGUUUGAAGAUGAAGACUACGUUAGUGACAUCGUAAAGAAAGGCGAUAUAACAAAAGGAUCAAGUAAGACAGCAUCAGAUUCAAAGAAAGCAAACAAGAAACAGUUUGUGAUCGAUGCCAUUCACCACGGUCCAUACCAUGGUGGUCACUCCUGGGGAACCACUUCUCUGUGGCCUGGACACGGUAUUUUUCCUGGCCAUGGUUUCGCUGCUUCGCUCGGGGGAGGUUGGUCAGGCUAUCCCAGCUUUAGUCACUACAAAUCCAAAGUACCAAAAGGCAAAAAAUCUGAGGUCAAGUCUUCUGCAGCCUUGAGUAAACGAUGGUGGCCUGGGUACAGUGGUGGUUGGGGAGGUUGGGGCUUGGGUAAUGCUGGAUAUCCCGGAUGGGGAACGGGAUUUGGGUAUGGAGGGCCAGGAAUUGGCUAUGGUGGCUUCGGUGGAUAUGGAUAUGGUGGCUUUAGUCCUGCGUUCAUUCGGUCUGCAAUCCCCGCACCAGGAGCUGAGAUUGUAGGCAGUAAGAGAUGGUGGCCAGGAUAUUCAGGUGGUUGGGGUGGAUGGGGAGUUGGUAAUUCGGGAUAUCCUGGGUGGGGAUCAGGAUGGGCUCACGGAUGGGCUAACCCGGGCCCUAUUGGAUGGGGUGCAGGACAUGUAGGUGCAGGUCAUGGAUUCUAUAGAUCAAAUAUCCCGGAGGGUCCAGGAGGUGCAUCUCCAGUGACGAGGAACUUUGUCGAUGGGUAUCAUCCUGGAGUAUAUGGAUGGGGAGGUGCAGCCUACGGAGGUUAUGGACCGGGACUUUAUGGUGGUCUAUACGGCGGUCCAGAUCCAUAUCCUGGGUCUUAUGCAGGAUCAUACGCACAUGGGCCAUUUGGACCCUGGGGAUUUGGUGGAUUCUACCCUACUUCAUUCCCUAACACCUUUAUGGGCCCUGCUGAAUUUGGUCCCUUUGGGAACCCUUCAGUAUUUGGUCCCUUCCGUCGAACAAACGUGUCGCCAAACAAACAAAGCAAGAAGGACGAAAACCCCCAAAGUAGGCAGGUGAUUGGCUAUCAUCCUGGGUGCUAUGGAUGGGGAGGGGUGGUAUAUCCAGGCUGUGGUUGUGGGUUUGGAUAUGGUGGUGUAGGGUAUGGUGGUUGCGGUGGUUGUGGUGGUUGCGGUGGUUGUGGGGAAUGUGGAGACUGUGGCUGCCGUUCAAAGACACCUAAGAAACAAACCGAUAAAGAUGUUCCGGCAAAAGCUCGCCAAGAGAUCGAAAGCCCAGGGAAUGAAGCUGGUGGACAAAGCUCGUUAUUUGGGAACACAUUCGACGGUGCUGGUAUGACAAGCCUUGGAGGAAAUGACGCAACCACCGCCAUUCCUGGAAUACAAAACGACCUGACACAGCAGAUAGAGAACUCUAAAUCACAGUUCCCCGAAUAUUCGGCACAAUAUUCAACAGAGGACACCAACAACCCCGGAGAACUGAUCCAGAAUUUCCAUCUUAAUCCUGAAGGGGAAGGUCAAAAUCUAGGCGACGCAGGAAACCCGCCAGCAGAUGAAGGAAACGGCUUUACGACAAUGGGUGAAAUGCAAUCCAGAAGAACAAACAUACCAAAUCAGGAGGGUGCCAGAGCGACCAAGAAACAGUCAGUAGCUUAUCCUAUCCCAUUGGGACAGAAUAUAAUGCCCUUGUAUAAUACGCUGGCACAUCCAAUCGUACCUCUUCAGCAUUUUGCUGCAGUCCCUCACUAUCCCCUGGGUUACGCCGCAGCUUUGAUCCCACAGUACCAUCCAGCCCACAACAUCCAUGUUGGAUCACCGAGCGUUAAUGUUGAUGUGCAGACAACUCGAGAACAUGUGGCCAAAAAUCCUGAAAAUGAAGAAAAGUCUAAAGGAAAGCUUCGUCGACUGGUGAGAGAUUUGACUGAAAUACUUGAAAAGAAAAGUGAAACAAAGGCCAAGCGACAACUCCCACCGAACCUGUACAGAACCCAGCGCUUCGUAGCACCAUCAACUAGAUAUUAUGUACCAAACUCUGGAGGAAGACCAUAUGAUGCAAGACCGCGAUAUUACAUUCCAAGUGUAGCCAACAACGUCGUGGGCCAACCACGCGGCAGGUUUUCAAUGCCAAACCAAGCAUUGUGGCGUAGCAUGCCAAGUCAAGCAUUCCAGAGUCGUGCACCAUAUACAAUGCAGCAGCAAAGUGCAAUGCAAGCCAUGCAGCGAUCUGCCAUGAAUCAGUUCAGAGAUCCCCCUCCACUUACCACCAGCCAGAUUGCCAAGAUGGCGGGAAUAAGUGUUCCAAUUGCCAUACAGCCAGGUACAGGGCUUAUCGGGUUAAACAAGAGAGGAAAACGUACAACGAAGAAGAAGACCAAAUCCACCAAAAGCCAAAAGCGGUUUUUCCUUGCAUCUCCAUUUGGUGGGCAAAUGCUUUCAGGAAUGCAAUUGGCGCCCGCGAUUCCUAUGGCCAGUUAUGCACCACAACAACCUGUUUCCCAUAGCCCAUUCCUUAUUCCGUCACCAGCUGGUGUAAGCCCAAUUUUCCAUCAACCUCUCACUGCCUAUCCUGCUGCAGCAUUAUCAGAAUCCCGUGCGCCAAUGGGAGUUCCAUAUUUUUCGGGCGUUAGAUUACCACCUCCUCAAAACCCGGUUCCUCUCUCUACUUCUGGUAUACUGUCUCAAUCAAUGCCUGCCGUAUCAAGACAAGGUGUGCCCAAUCAAAACCCUUCAGAUAUAAUGCGAAACUGGUUUUCCUCGCCCAUGCAAGAGAGCCAAGCAUUCACGAGUCAAGGAUCCCCAGAGUCUAAUGUUCAGAGUUCAGACAAUGGUUUAUCGUCUGUGCUUGGGGGUCAAAUGUCGCCUGAACAAAACUUCAUCAUGCAGCCUGAACAACCUAUGCAAGCCAACCCACAAAUGCGUUCUAGUCUGCAAAUGCAAUCCAGUCCACAAGUGCAAGGAACGCCCCAAAUGCCUUUACUACAACAAAGAUUUGCGUCCGUUUUGCGACAGGGUUUUGGAAGCAAGAAGUCUGCAGUUCCAAGUAAAAAGACAAAGCACCAAUAAUGAAAAAAAUAGCGUAAAUUAAUAUAUAUAACAAAUACAUAUACAAAAAAUAUCACAAAAAUAUCACUCAUCUCUUCUAGUUGGAGGGAGAAAGCUAGUUGACACAUUUCGUCAUGAAAUACGAAUGAAUUUGUAUUGGUUAAUAAUGAUUUAUUAUUUAUUAGUAAAUGUAUAUCUUUAAGAGUAGAUAAAACAUAGAGUUGUUUUCGUAUGAGAGGGAAACAUAUGUUACUGACAUACAGAAAGUGGAUGUUACGACAUGCCGUAACAUUAAAAUGGCUUCUCAUUGUCUUCCCGUACUUCAUCCAAUCAGAACACGUAGUUACGGUUACGGUAAUUUUGCCCUAUAGUUUCCCACUCAUACGAUAACCGCUCUACAAGAGAAAAUGAACCAAGAGAAGAAAUAUCUGGAAUUGAUGCUUUUAACCCUCAUAUAGGCACUGUUUGAUCUUAUUUCUAGGAUCACAUUUGUAGCCAUCGUUUGCUUUUCUGCACGCGCGUCGCGUGGUGCACUUAGAGUGAUAGAGCACGGGGAUUCUAAGUCUUUUCUAUUGCUCUAUUAAUAUCUUUGGCCAGUUUAUAUCUUAUGUACACGAUGUAGCUUGAAUGAAUUCAACAUGGUAGAUCGAUGUUCCUAUUGCAAAGUUAAACAAUAAAAUAAACUUGUUUGGUAUA
Actinia tenebrosa (Australian red waratah sea anemone) is the source of this 3973-nucleotide messenger RNA. RefSeq lists its product as uncharacterized. NCBI's taxonomy places the organism in Eukaryota, Metazoa, Cnidaria, Anthozoa, Actiniaria, Actiniidae. The record is from RefSeq and is a predicted model, not a curated record.